Molecule: messenger RNA, 3282 nt
Organism: Gamsiella multidivaricata
Lineage: Eukaryota; Fungi; Mortierellomycota; Mortierellomycetes; Mortierellales; Mortierellaceae
Exons: 10
Coding region: 1-3282 (1093 amino acids)
Biological process (GO): rRNA catabolic process
Cellular component (GO): cytoplasmic exosome (RNase complex)
Molecular function (GO): RNA binding; 3'-5'-RNA exonuclease activity
Source: RefSeq, a predicted model, not a curated record
AUGCUCAGGACUGAGAAUGUGCACUUUCGCAAAACAAACAAGAACACAGUGGUCAAGAAAGUCCGUGAGGUCUAUCUUCGAAAUGAUAUCCCGUGUCUCUCAAGUCAAUGUCCGCUGGAGCCACCAUGCUAUCAGAGGGUUAAGGUCGAGUCCAGUCUUUUGAAUUCCGAGCCGGCAUACUGUCUGUUGCCGGACUACUCUGUUGCGUUGCGAUACGUAGAAAUACUCGAGCAGGAGGAACUGACCAAUGUCAUAUUUACGGAGACGAUCCUUCUAAGGAUCCUAGGCGAAGGAGCAUUGUGUUUUGUAACGAACACUGCAAGGACACUUGUGUUUUGCGAGGACCGGACGAAUCAAUUGAUCGUAGGGAUUGGAGGGCUAUUCUUCAAACUGCAGUAUGGUACCGCCGUCAUCUCUCAGGAAGUGUACCUAUCAUCCUUCUUUCUGAGCAAGCAGGAGGAUACCAACUUCAUUGCGGAUGUCAGUGGGAUUACGGUCAUGUCUCUCAAAGAAUAUCUCACGACAUACUGGCCAACUUCGGCGGUGUUGCAUGAACUUUUGGAUUCUUUAAAGGAAGCAAUUCUGGAAGAGGAUCUUGACAGUCAGGACCUGGGUUCAGCACUAUCGAAGAAGGGUUCAGGAGGAACAGGAUACCAAGAGUAUAAACCCAUGUCCGAGCUGGAGGCCGGCGUCAAGUCUGAGCGAUUUUUUCAGGGUGUACUUCGAGUCCGCGCUAACCAUCGGGAUCAGGCCUUUAUUCGUGGAGACUCCAACAUUGGCGAAAUUGUGAUAGUCGGUUCUGAGUACCGCAAUCGUGCAGUUCACGGCGAUAUAGUGGUCGUUGAGCUGCUGAAAAAGAGCUCUUGGAUUGCUCCCUCAACACACAUAUCUUAUGACCCCGAAGAGGUUCAUGCGGCUGGAGAUGACGACGAGGAGGGUUCUGGUCAGCAUCGAUUCCACGAAGUCAAGCCCACAGGACGGGUCGUCGGUGUGAUGUCGAGGAACUGGCAACCGUACGUUGCCACGUUACAGGAGGGAUCAGAAAAGGAGUCAGGAUCCUUCCACCUCGUAUUGCCCCUGAACCCAGUUAUCCCGAAGAUCAGGAUCCGACAUCAUGAUCCCAAGGCCUUAGUGAACCAAAGGAUUGUUGUCCGGAUCGACAGCUGGCCUAUCAAUUCUCAGUAUCCCAACGGACAUUACGUGCGCAGCAUCGGACCAGCUCACGACUUGGAUACCGAGAUCUCAGCCAUCCUAAUUGAACAUGGGAUUUCUGUCUCGCAAACAACUCAAGGAUUCAGUGACGGAUCACUCAAGGAAAUGCCUACCAAUACUCCGGAGCGACCGUGGACACCUGAACCAGGGGAGUUGAGCAGGCGGCGAGACUUGAGAAAGCAUACUGUCUUCAGCAUCGAUCCCCCAAAUUGCCAGGAUAUCGACGACGCGAUCUCAAUCAAGGAGAUCGCAAAUGGUCAAAUCGAGUUUGGGGUUCACAUCGCAGACGUCAGCUAUUUUGUUCAGGAGAAUUCACUUACUGAUCUGGAGGCCAGGGCGAGAGGAACGACUGUCUAUCUUUCUGAUCGUCGAUUUGACAUGCUACCGAAAGUCCUGAUGUCCGUGAUCUGGACGUUGGAUAGUGAGGCGAACGUGCUCACUACAUGGUUCGGUCGUACUGUCAUUCGGUCUGCAUGCGAAAUGGAGUACGAACAAGCACAAGGGUUGUUAAGCGGCAAGGACGUCGUGCCGGGAUUAGAGGCAAAGCUGUGUAAGCAUCUCAAACCAGCUAUCGUCCUCCUCGCCAAAACAAUGCGAAAAGCCAGGGCACGGCGCAUGGCCAAUGGAGGUCUUGAAUUGGAGAGUGCAGAAGUCAAAUUCAAGUUUAAGGAAGAAGAUGGAGGGAUUUCUGAUAUUCUGCCGAAGCAGCCCCUGGAGGUGCAUCAGAUUAUCGAAGAGGCCAUGGUUAUGGCCAACGCAUACGUGGCCAAGAGGAUCUACACCGGAUUUAGAGAUUCAGCAAUGCUCCGCCGUCAUCCUCCGCCGAUUGAGAGCCACUUUAAGAUGCUGUUUCGAGCUGCAGAGAGCAGAGGAUUUGUGAUCGAUACGAGCUCGAAUCUGGCGCUUGCGAACUCACUGAGAAAUUGUGCUGCUGGAAGUCAAGGCAACAUUGAGUUUGUGCGGCUUUUGAAGACUAUGGCCACGAUGGCCAUGUCAGAAGCCAGCUAUAUCUCCUCUGGAUCUUGGUCGGUCAAUGAAUAUGCGCAUUAUGGUUUAGCGCUGGAUUUCUACACUCACUUUACGUCUCCCAUUCGUCGUUAUGCCGAUCUGGUUGUUCAUCGUCAACUGAUGGCAUGCUUACUUGAUACGCCGACCGCCCCAACUGCUUCAUCCAGCUUACUGAAAAACGGCCUCAAGGUAGAGCAGAUUGCCGAUCAUCUCAACUAUAAGAACCGGGAAUCCAAGCUGGCGCAAAAGGACUCCACGGAGCUUUUUCAGACUCUCUAUGUACUACAGAAGACACAGAACCCUGCUGCCAGUGGUGACGAUGACUUGGAGCCCGAUGAUAUCCCGUUCGUAGAAACUGGAAUCAUUUCUGAGAUCCGGGAAAACGGCUUCUUUGUAUUUGUACCACGGUUUGGUAUCAAAGGCCCCGUAUACCUGAAGGAGAAAUCAGGCAAAGUAACAGUGCCCUUGUCGGUGCUGAAAAGAGGCGGACAAAAUUCUACAGCCGACAGGAACAAUGACCAUUUAGUGGCGAUAUCCGGAUGUGAGAUGGACACAGAUCUUGCCACAGAGAUUUCCAUCAAAGUCCCAUCUCACACUCUUACUCCGUACCCACAGGGAUUAGCGACCAGCGUCCAGUUCCGCCUGUUUGACAAGGUCAAGGUCGCUUUAAGGCUCAAAAGGUCGUAUGCACAUCGCCACAGCAUCUACAUGGCACUGAUUGGUCUUGAUCAGGAAGUCGCAAAAGUAGCAGCUCCUAUUCGGGCACACAACAGUCUCUUGUUCAGGAAACAAAAUCCGGCUGGCAACCAAUUAAAGCAGGAUGAGAUUAAGCGGAUCGUUCAACAGGAUCCAGCUCUCGCACCACUAUCGGAACACGAUCUCAUUCAGGGCGUUCAGGACGGACAGCAGCGACAGCAGAGUGCCAAGGGAUCCAAGAAGACCACGCGUAAAAAGCCCGUUAGUCCAGAGGAGCUCUACCAGCAGACGUCUCCUGAUGACAGCCUAUACAGUCUCAUCGAGUCAUUCGAUCGCAUCCGUAUCAUUGAAUCUGCUCAAUCCUGA